Molecule: messenger RNA, 1566 nt
Organism: Myotis lucifugus (little brown bat)
Lineage: Eukaryota; Metazoa; Chordata; Mammalia; Chiroptera; Vespertilionidae
Gene: PARD6G
Product: par-6 family cell polarity regulator gamma
Exons: 3
Coding region: 227-1339 (370 amino acids)
Biological process (GO): establishment or maintenance of cell polarity; regulation of cellular localization; centrosome cycle
Cellular component (GO): cell cortex; apical plasma membrane; nucleus
Molecular function (GO): protein kinase C binding
Source: RefSeq, a predicted model, not a curated record
UCUGGGCGGCGCGCGCCGGCGUCCUCCGCUCCUCCCGCGCGCGGCCGCUGAAGUCCCCGAGGCGCGCGGGCCAGCCCAGCUCGGGCCGCCCGCAGUCCCCACCAGCCCCGCGGCCGAAGAGCGCGGGCUGGGACCGAGGCCACGGCGGUGGGCGCCGCCCCCAACGUCUUUCUGGAACCCCUGGAGCGGGGCGAGGGCGAAGACGAGGCUGAGUGGGGCCGGAAUCAUGAACCGGAGUUUCCACAAGUCUCAGACCCUGCGCUUCUACGACUGCAGUGCGGUGGAAGUCAAGAGCAAGUUUGGGGCUGAGUUCCGAAGGUUCUCCUUAGACCGCCAAAAGCCUGGGAAGUUUGAGGAUUUCUACCAGCUGGUUGUGCACACCCACCACAUCGCCAACACCGAAGUGACCAUCGGCUACGCAGACGUGCACGGCGACCUGCUGCCCAUCAACAACGAUGACAACUUCUGCAAGGCGGUCUCGAGCGCAAAUCCCCUGCUCAGGGUCUUCAUCCAGAAACGAGAGGAGGCUGAGCAGGGCCUGGCGACCGGCUCGCUCUCGCGGCGCAGGAAGGCGCUGGCGCUGCGGGAGGAGGGGCCCCGCCGGCGGGCGCACCUGCACAUCGGGCUCCCGCACGACUUCCGCCCCGUGUCCUCCAUCAUCGACGUGGACAUUCUGCCCGAGACGCACCGGCGUGUGAGGCUGUACCGGCACGGCUGCCAGAAACCUCUGGGCUUCUACAUCCGCGACGGCAUGAGCGUGCGGGUGGCGCCGCAGGGGCUGGAGAAGGUGCCGGGCAUCUUCAUCUCGCGCAUGGUGCCGGGGGGCCUGGCCGAGAGCACCGGGCUUCUGGCCGUGGACGACGAGGUGCUGGAGGUGAAUGGCAUCGAGGUGGCGGGGAAGACGCUGGACCAGGUCACGGACAUGAUGAUCGCCAACAGCCACAACCUCAUCGUCACGGUCAAGCCGGCCAACCAACGGAACAACGUGCUGCGCGGCAGCCGUGCCGCCUCCGGCAGCUCCGGCCGCUCCUCGGACAGCACGGCCAGCCGCCACAGCCUGCAGGCCCCUGUGCCGCACAGCCUGCCCGCCGACGACAUGGAGAGCGACGAGGAGCCCGACGUGGUGCUGGAGGGUGACCUGGAGCCCCGGUCGGUGCCGCGGCUCCCUCCCGGCAGCCUCAGCCGGGUCAAUGGUGCGGGCCCAGCGUCCGGACUGCACGGGCCUGGGCGCGAUAGCCGCGUCCUCAGGCUGCUCAGCUCGUUUCCGCCUGACAUCCACCACAGCCUGGCGCUGCCCCCGGGCGGCGUGGAGGAGCACGGGCCGGCUGUCACCCUUUAGCGCGGGGCCGCCCUGCAGCGCCGGGCAUCUUCCCUGUAGCAUCCUGUCCCAGCCCGAGCGUCCUGACCACAGUCUGGCGGCAGGGACCAGUCCCCUCCCGUUUUUAAAAUAAGAUAAUUGUAUAUGUCACCCCUCCUCUGUGUUUUUAUUUAUCCCUCCCUUUGCUUCCACAACCCUACUCGAUGUUUCAACUUAUGGACAGAAAAUAAAAAUACUGCCUAUUUUUA